This is a messenger RNA of Crotalus tigris (Tiger rattlesnake), 948 nucleotides long. Its product is annotated as olfactory receptor 10A4-like. The record is from RefSeq and is a predicted model, not a curated record. Bases 1 to 948 code for a protein of 315 amino acids. Gene Ontology annotation, cellular component: membrane. The transcript has a single exon. NCBI's taxonomy places the organism in Eukaryota, Metazoa, Chordata, Lepidosauria, Squamata, Viperidae. Gene Ontology annotation, molecular function: olfactory receptor activity; G protein-coupled receptor activity. Gene Ontology annotation, biological process: G protein-coupled receptor signaling pathway.
AUGAAAAAAGACAACCACUCCUGUUUGACUGAGUUUCUCCUCCUCGGUUUCUCAAAUUUCAAGUCUAUGGAAAAACUUCUGUUUUGUCUGGUUCUAAUAUUCUACUUCAUGGCUUUGAUGGGCAACAGUCUGGUUUUACUCCUCAUCAUUGCCAGUCCCACCUUUCACACCCCAAUGUACUUCUUCCUCUGGAACUUGUCCUUUCUGGAAAUUGGCUACACCUCCACCAUCAGCCCAAAGAUGCUAAUGAAUUUGUUAGCAGAGAACCAGAUUAUAUCAUUUUGGGGCUGUGGAUGUCAAAUGUGUUUUUUCCUUCUCUUCAGUGUCACUGAGUGUUGUCUUCUUUGUGCUAUGGCGUAUGACCGCUAUGUUGCCAUUUGCAAACCCUUGCAAUACCUUUAUAUCAUGAAUUACAAGAAAUGUGCUAAACUAGCUGCCAUCUCAUGGGUUUUGGGAAUUUCCGUGUGCUUAGGGGAAUCUAUUUCAAUCUUCACCCUUCCCUUCUGUGGGUCAAACAGAAUCAGUCACUUUUUCUGUGAUCUUAUGCCUGUUCUGAGACUGACUUCCAUUAAUACUUACAAAUAUGAAGUGGGCAAUGCCACCCUAACUGUGGUAUUUGGUCUGGUUCCCCUUUUGCUCAUCCUGUUUUCCUACAUCCUCAUCAUCUCCACUAUUUUCACAAUGCCAGUGGCCACGAACAGGCGCAAAACAUUUUCCACUUGUUCCUCACAUCUCAUUGUUGUUUUCAUUUUCUUUGGAACCAUCAUUGUUACCUACAUUCAUCCCAAUUCAGCUUCUUCAGGAUCUGUGGAUGAUAACAGGUUCCUUGCCGUGCUCUACACGGUAGUGACCCCAAGCUUGAACCCCAUCAUUUACAGCUUGAGGAAUAAAGAAAUAAAAGCUGCUUUCAAUACAUUAGUAGCAAGGAAAUGGGUCUCCUUUAGGUAA